Molecule: messenger RNA, 486 nt
Organism: Closterium sp. Naga37s-1
Lineage: Eukaryota; Viridiplantae; Streptophyta; Zygnematophyceae; Desmidiales; Closteriaceae
Source: the annotation of a GenBank genome assembly
AUGCAGCCGAAGACUGGAAUUCGUGUGCUAGUCAAAUUAUCGCGCGCCCCUGCCAGAGCAGCGCGCGCCCCAGCAGAACAGCGCGCGCCUCAGGAGAGCAGCGCGCACCACCCAGCAGAGCAGCGCGUGCCACCCUGCAGAGCAGCGCGCCACCUAGAAGAGCAGCGCGCCACCCAGAAGAGCAGCGCGAGCCCCAGCAGAGCAGCGCGCGCCACCCAGCAGAGCAGAGCGCGGCCCGGCAGAGCAGCGUGCGCCACUCUGCAAAGCAGCGCGCGCCCGAGCAGAGCAGCGCGCGCUACUCAGCAGAGCAGCGCGCGCCACCCACCGCGCGCUCCACCCAGCAGAGCAGCGCGCGCCCCAGCAGAGCAGUGCGCGCCACCUAGCAGAGCAGCGCGCGCCCCAGCAGAACAGCGCGCUCCACCUAGCCUAGCAGCGUGCGCCAUCAGCAGAGCAACUCACGCCCCUCCCCCCCGCUCUACCCCUUAG